Saccostrea echinata is the source of this 3099-nucleotide messenger RNA. RefSeq names its product 5'-3' exonuclease PLD3-like. Gene Ontology annotation, molecular function: catalytic activity. The transcript is spliced from 10 exons. The coding region runs from base 88 to 1575 and encodes 495 amino acids. The record is from RefSeq and is a predicted model, not a curated record. Lineage: Eukaryota; Metazoa; Mollusca; Bivalvia; Ostreida; Ostreidae.
CUCCUUUGAAAAUACAGCUGACUGAGGAGACGAUGAUCUUGGGAUUGUCAUCUUAGCAAGUAAAAAGUGUAGACAAGGGAAACAAGAAUGGAUUCCAAUAUUCAGGCGAAAGCUCCACUGGAUUCAGAUGUAGACUCACUGUUUGGAAAAUCAAAACCAGUGGUAUGGCGGACUGUGAUGUUUGUGGUUCUAAUUGUUGCCACACUAGGAGCAGCUAUUACUUUUGUUAUAUACUUUGUGGCAGCUAAUCAACAUAACAGCAAUAAGAAUGGACCAAGUCAUGUGAAAAAUCCAGUCUGUAAUGACCAAUGUGUGUUAUCAUUAGUGGAGAGUAUACCUGUUGGACUGACCUUUAAACCAGACUCCCCUUCUCACCCAUCGACUUUCUCAGGCUUAAUGAGUCUGAUGGAAGCAGCAACAAAGAGCAUAGAAAUAGCCUCCUUCUACUGGACACUGAAUGGCUCAGAUAUUGAUUUCCAUGACAACUCAUCUUGGGAGGGAGAAAAAAUAUUACAGACUCUAGCCAGUGCAGGCCAUGACAGAAAAAUUAAAAUCAAAAUAGCUCAAAAUGAACCAGAUGGAAUUAACAAAAACACUGAAUAUCUGGCUAAAUAUGCUGGAGCUGAAGUAAGAACUCUGAACUUCAAACAGUGGUUUAAUUCUGGGAUUCUCCACACCAAAAUGUGGCUAAUUGACAGAAAGCAUUUGUAUGUUGGCAGUGCAAACCUGGACUGGAGAUCAUUAACUCAGGUGAAGGAGUUAGGGGCUGUGGUGUACAAUUGUAGCUGUAUGGCAGUGGACAUGGGUAAGAUAUUUGAUGUGUACUGGUAUUUAGGGGCUCCCAAUGCUUCCAUCCCCAACAGCUGGCCAGCACAGUUCUCCACUUCAGUCAAUGACAACACAUCCAUGCUGAUUAAAUUCAACAACUCAGAGGCAACCACUUAUUUAUCGAGCUCCCCUUCCCCAUUGUGUCCAGAGGGGAGGACCAUUGAUAUAGAUGCCAUAAUUAGAAUUAUUGACAGUGCUGAGGAAUUUGUUUAUGUGGCUGUCAUGGAUUACUUCCCCACAACUCAGUUCCCAGCACAUGGAGUACCUAGGAGAUUUUGGCCAGUAAUUGAUGAUGCCUUUAAGAGAGCUGCCUUUGACCGUGGUGUUAAUGUCAGCCUAUUGAUCAGUCACUGGAAUCACACGUGGGAAGACAUGCCUAAAUAUCUGAAGUCAUUGGCAGAAUUAAAAAGUUAUUGGGAACCCAAGAUUGAUAUAAAUGUGAGAAUAUUUCAGGUCCCUGCUUUUACUGAGGACCAAAGAAAGAUUCCCUAUGCUCGAGUUAAUCAUAAUAAGUAUAUGGUGACAGAUAAAACUGCUUAUAUAGGGACAUCUAACUGGUCUGCUGAUUACUUCAUUGAUACUGGAGGUAUAGGGUUGGUGGUCAAUCAGAACAAAUCCCAGGCAGACGUCCGGCAACAGCUGGAGGAUAUCUUCCUGAGGGACUGGCAUUCCAACUAUUCCACUUAUAUCUGGGACUUCAACUUUACCAGGCCCCAUCACCAUUUCCAUGUUCAUACUGAAUUGUAAAGUUGCUCAAGAGGCAUUACUGGCUGUAAAUGAAUCCUUAUUGAGAUUAAUCUAGUGCAAUAUAUGAAUUAUUUUACGAUGUUUGGAACUGUAUAUGCCUCAAAUACUUGUGAACAUUAGUUUUUUUUUAGAGGAAAAUAAUGAUGAUAAGGAUGAUUUUCAUGAUCUAACUACAUAGAUGGAUAUAUAAUAAUGCCACCAUAUGUUGCUUUUGUCUUAGUUUUUGAGUUGAUUUGAGCAUGUUGUAGAAAUCCCUUUUUUUGUCUGCUUUCUACAAGAUUGAAACUUAUUAUUGGUAAUAAUUUUGAAUUGGUGAACUACAGACAUAGUGUAAUUAAGGGCUGGUCCACAUGAGCUGACUUGUAGUAACAAACUCACAAUAUUUAGGUCAUUCAAUGUCCAUACUGCAAUUUUUAUUGUGGGUUAAUUUUACCAUAUGAUAAGAUUAAUGAUGUCACAGUACUGUUGGUUCUAGUUUAAGUUUACCUGCUGUAUGGGUGGUGUUCAUUAAAUAGGUGAACCUGUACUAAGACAUUAAAAUAUGAAUCCCUAUCUUAUUGAAUGUGUGAAAAUAGUAUAUAUUUUACUUUAUGUUUUCAAUGAAUUGCAAGAGACAAGGACUUCCAAUUUACAGUUAUAAUGGUUUCGGCUGUGGAUAUUGGCCUGGGUAGCUGAGUUGGUAGAGCACCUGACUAGUGAUGCAGGUCUCCCAGGUUCAAUUCCCAGCCAUACAUUUUCUCCUUUCUUAUUUUAUAAUUUUGUGCCAUUGACCAUCCCUGGACUUGCAGGUGAAAGUCCUGCCAGGUGCAAAUAAGAUCUUGGGUUGUAUGUUUGAAGACAAUUUAAGGAGGGAAGAAUGUAAUGAUUUGGACUGUGGAUAUCAGCCUGGGUAGCUCAGACGGUAGAACACCUGACUAGUGAUGCAGGGGUCCUGAUUUGAUUCCCAGUCCAGCCAUACAUUUUCUCCUUUCCUGUUACACAUUAUUACUGUGUGUAUAGUGUAUCUAAAUAUAUUUGUAAUCAGCAGAUAUGUGUAGCAUAUUGUUUUUCAGUUUAUUUUUCAUUUAAGAUUUAAUCAAUGUUCUCAUUUGUUGUGUUUCAAGUGUUUAAAACCCGAGUUUAAAAGAGCUAUUAAAUUCAUCUAGGAUAUUUAUUUUGUAUGAUUAUAAAACACUUUCAUUUUUGGGGACCUGUAUCAGUGUUUGUGAUAGCUAACAUAUGUAAAUGAUUUUGAGUUUGCGAAGCUGAACAUAUGUAGAUGUACUUUAUUUUUUAUUAUUCCAAAACCACAGAGCUUUAACAAAUGAUUAUGCUACUGAAUCCUGAGUCUUCUAGUUGACACUCCCACCCCAUUCUACUAUUGUUCAUUCUUUCAUUUGUUUAUCAUGCAUGUUUUUUUAUAAGUACAAUGCUGUAUGUAAAAGAACUUUUUUCUGUAGGCAUUGAUUUUCACAGAUUUUUGAAAAUCAUUCCAUUAUUUUUAUAAUAAAAUAUGAUGUAAAUUAUAAUAUACUACUUUAGCAU